Molecule: messenger RNA, 1263 nt
Organism: Adineta steineri
Lineage: Eukaryota; Metazoa; Rotifera; Eurotatoria; Adinetida; Adinetidae
Source: the annotation of a GenBank genome assembly
AUGCCAACAUUAGAUAAUAUGUCGACAGUUUGUUAUGGAUGUCGUGCAUUAAUUGAUGAUCGAUAUUAUUUAAUGGCAGUUGAUCGUAGUUGGCAUUUAUCCUGUUUAAAAUGUUUUGAUUGUGGUAUGCCACUUGAACAAGAACGAACAUGUUUUGCAAGAUUUGGACAAAUUUUUUGUAAAGAUGAUUAUAUUAAAAGAUAUUGUUCUCGUGUUUGUACACGAUGUCAUACAAUGAUUCGACAAGAUGAAGUUAUUUUACGUGCUAAACAAUAUAUUUUUCAUUUGGAUUGUUUUACAUGUGUUACUUGUAAUAUUCUUCUUCAUCCAGGAGAUGAAUUUGGUUUAAAAGAUGAUUUAAUUUUUUGUCGUCAUCAUUUUUUUGAACACCAACAACAGCAACAACAACAUCAUCCAUCUUAUGAUCCACAUUUAACAGGACGAAUGCUUGAUAUUGGUAUUGAAAAUCAUCCACUUUCACAUCCAACCGGUUUUCUCGAUGAUUCGGGAUAUUAUGCAUCACCACUCCCACCAUUAAUUCCAUCAACACCACCAACAAAUACAAGUACACCGAAUGGAACAUCAGUUAAUCUAACAAAACGUACAAGAAAAAGAAAAGAACGUCAACAACAACAACAGCAACAACAACAUGAUGAAAUCAUGUCAUCAUCAGAUCAUUUUCUGACACUUUCACCAUCAUCAUCAAAUCUAAGGAAUGAAGCAGCAUUAUUUGCUCCAUCAUUGGAUUCAUCGUAUUAUGUUGAUGUCGUUGAUAUGGAUGGAAAUGGAUCAAAUACAACUAAUCUUCAUUCUCAUCAAACAAAUAAUAAUAGUUUAUCGAAUGUUCCUCAUCAUCAUCAUACAAGACAAAAACGUGUACGAACAAGUUUUAAACAUCAUCAAUUACGUUGUAUGAGAUCAUAUUUUAAUUUAAAUCAUAAUCCAGAUGCAAAAGAUUUAAAAAAUCUUGCUGAAAAAACUAAUUUACCUAAACGUGUUUUACAAGUAUGGUUUCAAAAUGCUCGUGCGAAAUAUCGUCGUAGUGUAUCUCGAAGUGAUACAUUAUCUGGAACAUCUCAACAACAACAACAACAAUCUCAAAUGACUCCAUCAUCAUUAACAAUCGGAUCAAAUAUGCUUGAUGGUCAUCCAACAAGAGAAGAUACAACAAAUUCAUCAAAUCUAUCUUCACCAACAGAAUCAAUUCGUUCAAAAGCAUCAUCGGUGAAUUUUAGCGAAUCGGAAACAUGUGGUUCCAUGUAG